Molecule: messenger RNA, 2177 nt
Organism: Branchiostoma floridae (Florida lancelet)
Lineage: Eukaryota; Metazoa; Chordata; Leptocardii; Amphioxiformes; Branchiostomatidae
Product: 14-3-3 protein zeta-like
Exons: 2
Coding region: 148-852 (234 amino acids)
Biological process (GO): signal transduction
Cellular component (GO): cytoplasm
Source: RefSeq, a predicted model, not a curated record
CCAGGUGAAACGGGUAUUUGCAGGUACUAGGGUCAGGCCCAGGGUAGCCUGCGUGUCACCAUGGCGCCUUUUCUAUGUACAUAUUACUGAGCUGUUGUUGUUUUCAAUGCAGUUGUGUAUCGCUGACAACACUCAGUGGACUGGACAAUGGCUGACAGGGAAGAUAUGGUGUAUCGGGCCAAGCUGUGGGAACAAGCAGAGCGGUGGCAAGCCAUGGUGUCGUGUAUGAAGCAGGUGGGGGAGAUGGGCCGGGAGCUAACUGUAGAGGAGAGGAACCUGCUGUCCGUGGCCUACAAGAACAUGGUGGGCUCCCGGAGGUCCGCAUGGCGGAUCGUCACGUCCGCCGAGCAGAAGGCGGCCGACGGCUCGGAAACCCGCCAGGCGGCGAAGUGGUUACGGGAGAAGGUGGAGACCGAGAUGAAGGAGAUGUGCGGCGAAGUCUUGGAGCUGCUGGACAAGAACCUCAUCCCCAGAACCAGCGAAUCGAAUACGGAGAGCCUAGUCUUCUACCAGAAGAUGAAGGGGGACUACUUACGGUACCAGGCGGAAAUCAGCGAGGGCGACGAGAGAGAUGACAUGGUGACGAAGACCAAGAAGUCCUACAAGAAGGCUCAGGAGAAAGCUGCCGAGCUGCAACCAACAAACCCCAUUCGACUGGGAGUGGCGCUUAACUUCUCAGUGUUCCACUACGAGGUCAGGAAUGACCCUACAGAAGCGAGCCGGCUGGCGCAGAAGGCGUUCGACGACGCGUUAGCGGAGCUGGACACCUUACAAGAGGACUCGUACAAAGACAGCACCCUCAUCAUGCAGCUACUCCAAGAAAACGCCACACGUUGGGCCAGCGAGAAUUAAGAUCAAGGAGAGGACUCCCCCCAUAUCAAGCGCAUUCCACACAAUCGGGUCAGCUCGUCUUGAGUCAACGUCAGCUUGUUUUGCCUUUUAUACCUACUGCAUUUCUUCUGUUUGGAUUAAGAACGUCCUUUCUUUUUGAACUCAUAAUUAUAAGUAGUAAUGAACCAUUGUUCGUUUAGUCUUUUAGCAUCUUUUUCUAAGUCAAUACAUUUCGAGCGCUGUAUGCUUCUUCAUCGGUCUAUCUUUCUUACACUCCUUGUUUGUACCAGAUGGGUACUGUGGUACUCCUUUUACUUCCUUACAUUUCCACAACAAACCCACUUGUUGAUGUCGAUAAAGAUUAGACAUUCAGGUAAUAAGCUUAGAAACAAGAUAUACCAAAUGGCAGCUACUUAAGCAAUUGGAUACAAUUUUGGAAAAUCAUAUUCAGUUGCUUGAGAAACUGCUAUUUGGCACAACCCCACUUUCAUUGUCAUUGUGAUUGGUAAAGUACAUGCAUCAAUAUUAUCAUUGACCAUUACUUGGCAUUCACUUUAGUGGGAAUGAGGCAUCAGUAUCUAUGCGAAAUUACUUAUAUCAGAAGCGGUCACAGGUCAGUUUUGGGGUGCGAUAUCAGAUGAAAGUAUAUAUCAACAGUACAAAAUACAUUCAAGUGGUGCAAAAAUAACCCAUUUUGCUCUCGGAAAUAAAGCUAAGAUGCAGUCAAGGAAGAUAUGGAAACAGCAGAACAAUAAGGGUUUGUCAAAGGGUAAAACAAUUUACCCCCAAAAUUUAUAUGUAUUGGCAAUAUGGUUGAGUUAUGGGUAUCCUGUGUUUAAACAAUAUUUUGCAGUCAAGGGCCGCUAGGUGCUCUAUUUUAUGGCUCGGUCGUAUGUCGCUGUACGACAUUAAAUUAGUAAGCUUCUAAUCAGGCUAACAGUUAAACAACCAUCCUAAGAAGGCCCCCAGUUUGCGAUCGAUUGUGACAGCCCCUUUAGUCACACCAGUUUUCCUAGAUACUGGCUCUGUUUUGCCCAUGAUAAUAUCUAUAAUUGCUUAGUCUUGUGGUGUUAGUACUAGUGUUGAUUCAUCGGGAAUAUAUUUGGCUUGUGGGAAAAGUUGUUUUUUAACCCGGGAGAAAGUUCUAUUUACAGAUGUAACGUUGCCAUUUUAGUCAGACCAGUUUAAACAGGUAAUGGGUCUGUUUUGGCAAUAAUAUGUGUAUUUAUGAUUGGUUAGACUUUUGUAGUGUUAAUGUUAAAUUAUCGGGAAACUACUGUGUUUUGGUGGCCAGUACAGUAGGAAAAGUUGGUGUUUAGCUUUUAAUAAAGCGUUCUUUCCAGAUA